This is a messenger RNA of Acipenser ruthenus (sterlet), 2120 nucleotides long. Its product is annotated as C-C chemokine receptor type 7-like. Lineage: Eukaryota; Metazoa; Chordata; Actinopteri; Acipenseriformes; Acipenseridae. Gene Ontology annotation, cellular component: membrane. Gene Ontology annotation, molecular function: chemokine receptor activity. Bases 55 to 1146 code for a protein of 363 amino acids. The record is from RefSeq and is a predicted model, not a curated record. The transcript is spliced from 2 exons. Gene Ontology annotation, biological process: G protein-coupled receptor signaling pathway; chemotaxis; immune response.
CUCAUAGCUGGUAUUCACUCGAAUCCACUGCUGCAUUUAUACACAUACCCGAGAAUGACCACCCCAGAAUAUGACUAUUACGAACUGACCUCCGAUUACAGUUCGGAGCACGGAUCCGACUACUCCGAUAUUCCCAUCAAGUGCGAAGCGGAGGAUCCCCAAAGCUUCCUCAAUGUCUUCCAGCCCUGCAUCCUGGCUGUCAUCUUUGUUCUGGGAAUGGUCGGCAACAUCCUGGUCCUGAUCAUCUACACACUCUACCGGCGGUUAAAAUCCAUGACCGACGUCUUCCUCCUAAACCUGGUGCUGGCUGACCUGCUCCUGCUCCUCACACUCCCGUUCCGGGCGGUGGACGCACGCCACGGCUGGCUCUUCGGAGGCUGGCUGUGCAAGGUGGUGCGCAGCCUUUACAGCAUCAACUACUACAGCGGCUUCCUGUUCCUCACCUGCAUCAGCGUUGACAGGUACAUAGCGAUCGUCCUGGCCACCGUCGCUCACAAACUCAGACCGCAGACCAUUUUCUACAGCAAGGUCAGCUCCGCCCUGGUGUGGCUGGUCUCCGUGGUUAUGAGUGUGCCGGAAAUGGUUUGGAGCAAAGUGGUGAAGAUGGACGACCUGCACUGCGAGAUGAUCUUGGACGUGGAAGACAAGGUCGUAAAAGCUGCCACCCAGUUCGCGCAGGUGACGGUUGGGUUCUGGCUCCCAUUUGUCGUCAUGUUCUUCUGCUAUUCGGUCAUCACCAGGACCCUGUUAAAAGGAAGAAGCUUCCAAAAACUCAAAGCCCUGAAAGUCAUCGGCGCACUGGUGCUUCUUUUUGUCCUCUUCCAGCUGCCCUACAGCGUCGUUCUGUUCCUGAAGACCACCGAUUGGCUAGGGAGCAAGCAGGUGAACUGCGGCAUCUGGGGACUCAAGCACGUGGCAGAGGGCGUGACCUGCAGCCUGGCAUUUCUCCGGUGCUGCCUCAACCCGCUCCUCUAUGGGUUUGUGGGGGUCAAGUUCCGCAAUGACGUCCUUCUGCUGUUCAGGGACCUCAGGUGUAUGAGCCGGUCCCAGUACAGCAGUCCCAUCAGGGGCCUUCCAAGCAGCAGCAACAGGUUUUCAUCCGUCUCCAACCGAACUACAGAGUCGUCUUCGGUGUUCUCUCUGUAGUUUCUUUGUUGUAGGGCUGUGCUGAUAUUCGUGCAUGCCUUUAAGUAGCAUUUAUCGGCAGUUUGUUUUAUUUUAGCAGAUGCCUUUAUCCAAGGCGACUUACAGAGACUAGGCUGUGUGAACUAUGCAUCAGCUGCAGAGUCACUUACAAUUACGUCUCACCCGAAAGACAGAGCACAAGGAGGUUAAGUGACUUACUCAGGGUCACACAAUGAGUCAGUGGCUGAGGUGGGAUUUGAACCGGGGACCUCCUGGUUACAAGCCCUUUUCUUUAACCACUGGACCUCACAGCCGGCAGGUAUGAAAGAAAUCUAUUCAUUAAGGUGCUGUUUUCAAAGCAACUUAAAAGCUGUCCUUACCUCACCUUUGCAAGUGAGUACCGCUCAACGGCAAGAUACUUCCCUGCAUUGGGUCUUUUAAAAGCAGACUGGAAGAUCUUCAGAUGUGCUCCUUCGUAAAUGUUGGGUGACUCUGUAUGCAGCAUAUGUGUAUUGCACAUGUGGGCGUAUGUCAUAUUCCAUUGUGUCUUUUUUUCCAGUGCUGCACUGGAAUUGACAAACAAUCUGUAUGUGCUUUAGAAUUGUAAAUACCAAAUUUGGUAGUAUUUAGCAGCAUUGAUCAUUUAUGCAAUCGACUGUAUCAUGUUUUGGUAUUUUACAGAAUAAUUUAGAUUGUUUUAGAAAUUAGAAAACUGUAUGCUUUCCGUAAGAUGAUAAGACUUUUUAGCUAACGAGUUUAAUUCCAGUGUGAACAAUCAAUCGUAAUUUCUGCCUGUGCAAAUUAAAGCCUGUGUAGAAUUGUAUCUUACUCAUUUGUCAGUGAAACUCACUUGCUGAUCAGAACUGACCGUAGGUACAACUUCAAAAAUUUGACUUGUAAUAUUUAUUGUUACCACAAGAUGGAGCCUGUGUUUCAAUUUUAUUAUAUUACAUGUUAACUUGUUGUGUGUCAUGCAAUAUUUAUUUUGACCACCA